Messenger RNA from Meloidogyne enterolobii, 379 nucleotides. The record is from the annotation of a GenBank genome assembly. Lineage: Eukaryota; Metazoa; Nematoda; Chromadorea; Rhabditida; Meloidogynidae.
ACUUUUAUGGGGUUUUUUUUCCUUUUUUUGCUUCCAAAAAUCUGUCUUAUCGCAUAUAGUAACAGGCCCGGAAUGUAAUCUCACGCAAAAUUCUACGGGAUUAAUUCUUUCAGUAGGUACUUGCUUAAACAAAAAAAUUAUAAGAUAGCGCGAUUUACCAUACAUAUUCUGACUAAUAUAUUGAACUUAGCUCGUUAAGCCGCAUCGAAUGAGCUAUCAUUUAUUGAUAUUCCACCAAGGAACUAGUGAUCGGACGGUAACCUACUACCGACAGUAUUUCUCGGUAUUUUGGUUAUAUUUCGUUAUUAUGGGUAUUUUAUUGGUAUUUUCCAUUGGUAUGACUGUACUGAAUGAAAUUCCGAUCACUACAAGGCACUAA